Molecule: messenger RNA, 1781 nt
Organism: Phalaenopsis equestris
Lineage: Eukaryota; Viridiplantae; Streptophyta; Magnoliopsida; Asparagales; Orchidaceae
Source: RefSeq, a predicted model, not a curated record
CUCGUCCCGGAUUUACUAAAUCCGCCGAUUCACAGGAUCUAGCUUAAAUCCUGUUUAAAACCGGCUAUUCAACAGUGUCGAUGAAAUCGGGUAUAAGUAGUAGAGCCAGAGUUGUAGCUAAUCAAGCCCCUCUCAGGCGAUCUGCCCGAUUGCUUCCACCAGAAGGGUUGAAACCAGAAUUUUCUUCGCAGAAAUCAAUCAUCUGCCUGAAAGAAGUAGAAAUCCAUCCGGGAUCUCCCUCCGUUGCUUUCAAAUUGAAGGAGGAAGCUUCUUCCAGAAAGAUCAGGGCAGCGCUUUGCGGGAGAAGUCAGCUUAAGCGGUCAAGGUUGAAGGCCGGUGUAGUUCUUGAACACACACAGAGUGGCCCUAGGCGAUCUCCGAGGUUAGCUUCGCAAACUGAAAUGAAAGUUUCUGAAAUCCAGCAGGGGUUUCUAGAUGCGAAGCCAAGGCGACGGUCUAUGAGGCUGCUCGGUGUAGCUCCUGUCUCUGUGGAAAAUGUGAAGGAAAGGAUUGUAAACCCUAAAACUAUUGAUGAAGUAGAACAUAGGAAACCUCUUGAAGUGAAACCCAAAAAUAAACGCAAACCUGUGAGCUCUCAGAUCAGAAGGUCAUCCCCUAAGCUUUUGGCAGCAUCAAAUGGAGUGAUCAAGAGUGGAGUCGGCUUGGAGACGACAGUUAAAGGGGAGGAGGUUGUUGGAAGGGUUCAUGCUAAUAGGGGAGACUUGCUUUCAGAAAGCAUUGUAAAGGAUGGUAACAGGAGCAAAAUGGAGGAAGAUAAUGGAAUGGAGAAUAGGAUUGGAAAAGCAGAGAAUGAAAAAUGUUGUGGUAUGGUAGCAUGGACCAAUGAAGAAGAAGAAGCACUACAGAAAGCCUAUUUCAUGGCGAAACCAUCUCCCCAUUUUUGGAAGAAAGUUUCUAGAAUGGUGCCAGGAAAAUCUGCUCAGGAAUGCUUUGAUAAAAUCCAUUCCAGCAUAUUAACCCCACUUUCCCAUCAACCUCGGCCAAGGACGAGGAAGAAAAGCGUCUCUCCAAUACCUCACUUGAAUUUGUUACCACAAAUUUCAGACACAAAAUUUGGAAGGCUCAAGAGAUACAGAACGAAGAAGCUCGCCGCACAUAAGACUCUGAGGCAUCUGCUAAGGAAGCACAGCCUUGCCGAUCAAAUAAAAGCAGCAGACCAUUUCUCUCUUCUGGAAUCUCCCCCAAUCAACAUUUCAAUUUCUCCUUGUUCUUCUCAGCAGCUCGGUGAGAAAUCAUCAGCUAAUUCAAAGAUGCUGUCCAGGCUGAAACUAUUAAGUUUACCAGAGGGUCCGAGUCCCCAAGUUUUGAAGCCGGUAAAGAAUAGAGCUUUGCAUGAUAGAUAUAUUGACCAGCUGCAUCACAGAGAAGCCCGGAGGGCAAGGCUUGCUAAAAAAUCAAAUUUUGAUGAUUUGGGCAACAGCAGGUGUUUUGGCAAGCCUGCUCUGAAAGUGGCGAAGAUGGCUCUCAUGUCUGAUGCUAAAUCUUUCAUCAGCCACUUUCAGCAAACUCUAGCAAAUCCAGGGGAUGAAGUAGACACAUAUUGCAGUGAUGAUGGGGAUGAAGAUGUUGAUGGUAGUGAUAUUGAUGAAUGAAAUGAUUUUGGUGCGGGGAAAUGUUGGAUAAUAUGUGCCAUUUAUGUUUUUGUCCAAAAAUAAGUUUUUUAUUUUGCGCAGCUUUUAUUCCUUUUUAUAAUAGCCUCAGUUGAGAGGCUUGAGACCACUAUCCGAAGGAAAAAAUAUUACCUCAUCAGUACUCCAAUG